This is a messenger RNA of Hyaena hyaena (striped hyena), 2268 nucleotides long. It is a transcript of the gene PSMD5, whose product is annotated as proteasome 26S subunit, non-ATPase 5. Gene Ontology annotation, cellular component: cytosol. The record is from RefSeq and is a predicted model, not a curated record. Bases 254 to 1768 code for a protein of 504 amino acids. The transcript is spliced from 10 exons. Gene Ontology annotation, biological process: proteasome assembly. NCBI's taxonomy places the organism in Eukaryota, Metazoa, Chordata, Mammalia, Carnivora, Hyaenidae.
CGGCCGAGACCCCGCAACCCCCAGCAACAGUUGGCUGGGCUCCUGACAGCCCGGGUCUCGCGAGGCUUGGCGGCCCCCAGGCGCUCGCGCUGCGCGCCUGCCCCACAUCGCUAUUGGAGCGGCCGCGGCAGCUCGCGGUGGCUGCCGAAAGCCCGGAAGGGAGGCUGCGCCCCGCAGAUCUCGCGAGGCUCGGAGAGGCGCGCCGGGAGCCCGGAGUGUGCCGGGCCGCCGGAGCGCCCGCGGGAGGUGCACGAUGGCGGCUCAGGCGCUGGCGCUGCUCAGGGAGGUGUCGCGACUGGAAGCGCCCUUGGAGGAGCUGCGCGCGCUUCAGUCGGUGCUGCAGACCGUGCCGCUCAGCGAGCUCCGCGAGCAAGCGGCGGAACUGCGCCUCGGCCCGCUGUUCUCCCUGCUCAACGAGAACCAUCGGGAACAGACCACUUUGUGUGUAUCCAUUCUGGAGAGAUUGCUCCAAGCUAUGGAGCCAGUUCACGUGGCCCGGAACCUCAAGGUUGACCUGCAGAGGGGACUGACUCACCCCAAUGAUUCCGUAAAAAUUCUCACUCUGUCCCAGGUUGGAAGAAUUAUUGAAAAUUCUGAGGCUGUUACUGAGAUUCUAAAUAAUGCUGAAUUACUAAAACAAAUUGUUUAUUGUAUUGGUGGAGACAAUCUGUCUGUAGCUAAAGCGGCCAUUAAAUCCCUGUCAAGAAUAUCGUUAACCCAAGCUGGACUGGAGGCUUUGUUUGAAAGCAAUCUGCUGGAUGAUUUGAAAAGUGUCAUGAAAACAAAUGACAUUGUUCGAUACAGAGUGUAUGAGUUAAUUGUGGAGAUUUCUUCUGUAUCACCAGAAUCUUUAAGCUAUUGCACCACCAGUGGAUUGGUAACCCAGCUCCUCAGAGAGCUGACUGGGGAGGAUGUGCUGGUCAGAGCCACCUGUAUAGAAAUGGUGACAUCACUGGCAUAUACUCAACAUGGACGACAGUACCUUUCUCAAGAAGGAGUGAUUGAUCAGAUUUCUAAUAUAAUUGUUGGGGCAGAUUCAGACCCUUUCUCUAGCUUCUAUUUGCCAGGGUUUGUGAAGUUUUUUGGAAACCUAGCUAUCGUGGAUAGUCCUCAACAGAUCUGUGAGCGUUAUCCUGUCUUUGUGGAAAAAGUCUUUGAAAUGACAGAAAGUCAGGACCCCACCAUGAUUGGUGUAGCAGUGGACACAAUUGGAAUCCUGGGAUCCAAUGUUGAAGGAAAACAAGUUUUACAAAAAACAGGAACUCGCUUUGAACGCUUGCUCGUGAAAAUAGGAUAUCAAGCAAAAAAUGCCUCAACAGAACUCAAAAUUAGGUGUUUGGAUGCAAUUUCAUCUAUUUUUUAUUUACCACCUGAGCAGCAGACUGAUGACCUCCUGAGGAUGACAGAAUCCUGGUUUUCUUCUUUAUCUCGGGACCCGCUGGAGCUCUUCCGUGGCAUCAGUAAUCAGCCCUUCCCGGAACUGCACUGUGCUGCCUUAAAAGUGUUCACGGCCAUCGCAAAUCAACCCUGGGCUCAGAAACUUAUGUUUAAUAGUCCAGGGUUUGUGGAAUAUGUGAUGGACCGGUCUGUGGAGCAUGACAAAGCUUCAAAGGAUGCCAAAUAUGAACUGGUUAAAGCACUUGCCAACUCUAAGACAAUUGCAGAAAUCUUUGGGAACCCAAAUUAUUUGAGGCUCAGAACUUACCUGAGUGAAGGUCCAUACUAUGUGAAACCUAUUUCCACAACAGCCGUGGAAGGAGCGGAAUGAUUUCUUCUAGAGGGUAGACCCGUUUUUUGACCAAAACUUCUAAGGCAUUUGACUUCGCAAGUGUUUUACAAAACAGAGACUUCCCUUGCCCCAGAAUUAUCAUGGAGUGUCUGAUGUAACUUUAUCACAUUCAUUUGUGGUGUUUCUACAUUGAAAUACAGUAUGGAACCGGGAAAGCAAGCAACUUGAUCAUACUUACACCAGGUGUUUUUCAGAUUUCUUUGACUGCCUCAAUCUUUCCAAGAAGAUGGAAGUUUUGUUCUCUCAGAAAAUUUUCAUGGACUUACCCAUUGUCUUAUUUAAAAUUGUAAAUGUUUUAAGUAGAAUGGAACCAACUUGUUUCUGAAUUCUCUUCACCACCUUUUUUUUGUUGGGGGGGGGGGUUCCUAUACCCCCUUCUGAUUCCACUUGCAAGUCUUGGAUAUACAGAUGCUUUGAAAAACAAUAUGGGAAUUUUGAAAUUAUGUUCUCCGUACUAAGAAUAAAUGCUUUUAAUAAGG